GUUUCAUCUCUCUUUUCAAAACUCACCGACGCGAUCCGAUCUCAUCUCUCUCAUUUCGAAACCAUGGUUGAGCCGGCGAAUACUGUUGGUCUUCCGGUGAACCCGACUCCGUUGCUGAAAGAUGAGCUCGAUAUCGUGAUUCCGACUAUCAGAAACCUCGAUUUCCUCGAGAUGUGGAGGCCUUUUCUUCAGCCUUACCAUCUGAUCAUCGUCCAGGACGGAGAUCCAUCGAAGAAGAUCCAUGUCCCUGAAGGUUACGACUACGAGCUCUACAACAGGAACGACAUUAACCGAAUCCUCGGACCUAAGGCUUCUUGUAUCUCGUUUAAGGAUUCUGCUUGUCGAUGCUUUGGGUACAUGGUGUCUAAGAAGAAGUAUAUCUUCACCAUUGAUGACGAUUGCUUCGUUGCCAAGGAUCCAUCAGGCAAAGCAGUGAACGCUCUUGAGCAACACAUCAAGAACCUUCUCUGCCCAUCGUCUCCCUUUUUCUUCAACACCUUGUAUGAUCCUUACCGUGAAGGUGCUGAUUUCGUCCGUGGAUACCCUUUCAGUCUCCGUGAAGGUGUUUCCACUGCUGUUUCCCAUGGUCUUUGGCUCAACAUCCCUGACUACGAUGCCCCGACCCAACUCGUGAAGCCUAAGGAGAGGAACACCAGGUAUGUGGAUGCUGUCAUGACCAUCCCAAAGGGAACACUUUUCCCAAUGUGUGGUAUGAACUUGGCUUUUGACCGUGAUUUGAUUGGCCCGGCUAUGUACUUUGGUCUCAUGGGUGAUGGUCAGCCUAUUGGUCGUUACGACGAUAUGUGGGCUGGUUGGUGCAUCAAGGUGAUCUGUGACCACUUGAGCUUGGGAGUGAAGACCGGUUUACCGUAUAUCUACCACAGCAAAGCGAGCAACCCUUUUGUUAACCUGAAGAAGGAAUACAAGGGAAUCUUCUGGCAGGAGGAGAUCAUUCCGUUCUUCCAGAACGCAAAGCUAUCGAAAGAAGCAGUAACUGUUCAGCAAUGCUACAUUGAGCUCUCAAAGAUGGUCAAGGAGAAGUUGAGCUCCUUAGACCCGUACUUUGACAAGCUUGCAGAUGCCAUGGUUACAUGGAUUGAAGCUUGGGAUGAGCUUAACCCACCAGCAGCCAGUGGCAAAGCUUGAGAGCAGUAUGAGCCAAAAAGAAAAAGCCACCAAAGUUUUGGUUAUUUUUAGCUCAAAUUAUCGUUACUUUUAAAUUUCUGAUUUUACGAACCUUUCUUGCUUUUUUUACACAUUUGAGUAGUUUUCAUCAUCAGUACUUUCUCAUUGUCCGGUUAUGGUUUUUGCAUUUGGUUUAAAUAUCACCGGUUUAUUUAUAAACAGUGGUGGAUUAGUAGUACUAUUUUCUGAGUUUUUUUCUUUGUUUCAUUAAUAAAAAGGCCUUUUCAUAGGUGUUUGCAAUUAGUUUUUUUCCCCCAUUAAUCAUCGAUUAUCAUAGGUAUGUUAUGGCUUUAAAUGGUAUAAGGAAAUUGCUUAUAGACCAAAAAAAAGUUGAAUUGCUAUUGAGAGAGCUUUUACAAAAGAAAGAGCAUUGUUCAAUAAGCUUUUCACAUUUGGUCGAUAUUUUGAUCAACCUAUCAUAGGUAUCUCAAUUAAUAAACCGGAAUGUUAAUAUGUUUUGCAAGAUAUCCCUACAAUCAAACCGUGAAGACCCGACCCGGUUGCGCAAGAUCCAUUUUCCUACUUGGUUAAAUGGUCAAGCCCAUUAACCAUACUAUAGGCCUGUUGCCAUUUUCGACCGACCUCUCUAUUUCUACUUACUACUUAAAGAAGCAAGAGGAGACGUAGAGGUUCAUACAGGGUUUAAAAACAAGAGCAAGUCACCAUGAUGAUAGCAAGAAAUCAGUCCAAGAAGUUGAAGACGGAGAACAAUUCACAAACUUUGCAAACUCGAAGGAAGGGAACAAAUAUGUCGUUCCUUUUGACCUAGUGAUCGAGAUUCCGUAGCUAGGUCUGUCCUCUUAUCCAAGGUAUGGGGGAAAAUAGUCCGCAGUAGACUUUUCAUGACAUCUUUCCCGUUUACGUCACUGUCGUCUCAGCCUGAUCGUCUCUUCGUUGUUUUCAUUGAUUUCAUUAAUAUCUUACGUUUUUUGCGGUGAUUCCUCUUUUGUGGAAAAGUAUUAUCACCAUAUAAACCAGUUGGAUUCACUUUAUGUGAUGCUGGCACUAUAUUGUUUAUGCCUCUCAUCUCAAGUUCUCAACUAUUCUUUUUGCGGUUUCCUCAUUUCGUGAUGAGAUUCUUAGACAUUGCAUGUGUAUUGUGCUUUUCUUCUUCUUAUCAAGAACCAACUUUGUUCAAAUUAGAUUCUCAAAGUGGGCUUUCUUUUAGCA
Arabidopsis thaliana (thale cress) is the source of this 2355-nucleotide messenger RNA. RefSeq names its product reversibly glycosylated polypeptide 2 (gene RGP2). The record is from RefSeq and is marked reviewed. The transcript is spliced from 4 exons. Gene Ontology annotation, molecular function: UDP-arabinopyranose mutase activity; intramolecular transferase activity. The coding region runs from base 64 to 1146 and encodes 360 amino acids. Gene Ontology annotation, biological process: plant-type cell wall organization or biogenesis. Gene Ontology annotation, cellular component: Golgi apparatus. NCBI's taxonomy places the organism in Eukaryota, Viridiplantae, Streptophyta, Magnoliopsida, Brassicales, Brassicaceae.